Molecule: messenger RNA, 873 nt
Organism: Sphenostylis stenocarpa
Lineage: Eukaryota; Viridiplantae; Streptophyta; Magnoliopsida; Fabales; Fabaceae
Source: the annotation of a GenBank genome assembly
AUGGCUCUUCACCUCCACACUCCUCCUCCUCCUCCUCCUCACUUUCUCCCCGACCGCCACCUCCUUCUCUCUCCCUCCCACCGCCAAGACAGCGACGCCCUCGCCGAGCUCUCCAUCAACGAGUUAACUCACCGCAUGGCUCGCUUCUUGCUUCCAGAUGACCUCACUCUCGAUUCCUCAUCCAUUCAUUCUCACCAUCUGGAUUCGCCACGAGACUCGAUGCAGGGGAGUGCAGAUGGUUCUUCGCGGGAACCAUCACCGCCUGCUACACCUCAAGAGAAUUCUUGGACGAGUUGCUACGACAUGUUUGGGAAACUUCAGAGCUUCAAUAUUGGACUUUAUUCUCACCAGUCUCUUGUUCAGGAACAGAUUCGAGCCGUUGAAUUGUCUGGGGUGAAGCAAGAGCAGGUGGUUCACUCUGCCAAACCGAAACCCGCACAGCGUCGGAAAAACCAAGGGCAGACCCACGAGCCCAAGAAAGGAAACGUACGGAGGGCCCGUCCGCCACGGUCCCGCCCACAGCAGCAAGGCGGUGCUGGCAUGCGGGCCCUGUUUCUUGAUGGACCUGGUUCUAGAGGUGGGACCGGGGUUUUCUUGCCACGUGGUGGAGCCUCUACCCCGUCCGAAUCAACUAAUAAGCAAGGUAAAGGUUGCUCUACAGUUCUUAUACCAGCCAGAGUUGUCCAGGCUUUGCAACUACACUUCGACCAAAUGGCUGCCACGUCUGGACCCAAAGCUGGUGCCUUCCAUCCUCUGCAUGAUGUGCUUGUAAGUAACAGGGAUGGCAUGUAUUCAAUUCAAAAUCGCCAGUCACAGGAAGCAGAGGCUAGUAUCCACACUGAUACGGUUCUGCCUCAAGAGUGGCCGUAUUGA